ACAUUUUAGAAUUUUCAUUCUCUUCGUGUGUGCGGACGAAUUUGUCGCGGUGUUUUUUCUUCGCACGGGAAGUCGGCCGAAAAUUGUGAAAUGUUUGUUUCUGUGUUGUGAGCUUGUUAAAAAACAAUGGUCAAUUGCUGUAUCCUUUCGUGUUCGUCAAACGCUGCCCACACGGACAUUUCGUUUUUCCGGUUCCCCGUUGUCCGUGCUGGCGAUUUGGAAACCAAAACCCUAUCCAGCGAACGGAGAGCGGCCUGGAUAGAGGCCGUCAAUAGGAAGAACAUAAAUUUUGACUACGCGCUUGUUUGCAGUCGUCACUUCGUUACGGGACGACCGUCGAAAUUACAGGACCAUAAGAGUGUGGAUUGGGUACCGUCAUGCAAUUUGGAAAAAACUAAGAGCGCGGAGGAACUGAUAGAUGUGGAGGAAAGCAUAGAAAGUUCUGUAUUACUCGUACUGGGAAAGGCGAAUUCUGUUGAUGAAAUCAUUAAAUCUGGCGAAACGACGAGAAUAUGCCGCCUCUGCUUGGGCAAGGAGGUAAAGCUGACCAGAACCUUUGAGGACGAUUGUGGAACGGAUGAUGCGUUAUUACAGAAAAUUUAUGAAUGUACAACCUUAAAGAUCAAGUUAAAACCUGCCUACCCAUCAUCAAUUUGUGCAAUAUGUGACACUAAACUAACCGAGUACAGCAAGUUUCGAGCAAAAUGCAUCGAAAAUGAUCAUCUUCUUCGAACGCUGCUGGAUAUCGACGAAGACGACGACGACGACGCUGUCGUGAACGACAGUAACAAUGGGAGUGAAAACGAACUAUCAGAAGAGAAAAAAGUCGCAGAAAACGGAGGAAAAAAAUUGGACGGUCAAGAAUCGUCUGAGAUUGCCGAAUUGUCCCUUCAACUGUAUGGUUCCUCAGACGAAACUACCGUUAGCCAGAGCGAAUUCACGGGAACAGAUGAUACGUCCGCACCCGAAGGCAGAAGUUCACCUGCUCCCCUGCCGAAAAUUACCAGCGUUACCUCCAAUGCUAUCAUCGAACCGAUCGCAACCACUGCAGCGGAGUCAUCGGAUGAGCAGACAGUGGUCGUUGCAAGGCCCACUAUCUCCGUCAAACCAAUAUCCAGCCUUUCGUCGACUCCCUCCAGUUCUUCUUCAACGGCAACGGUAGAACACAAUAUCAAACAAUUGCUAACGAAAGCUCUUGCUCAUCGAGAAGCGGAUAAAACGCCACAAAUACAGCCUGUGAUUGGUGCAGAUGGACGUCUCGAGUGUACUAUCUGUGCGCGUCCCUUCCGGAACACGUAUACCCUUCGUCGUCACAUGAAUCUACACACCGAGCAGAACCUCUUCACUUGCGAGUAUUGCGGGAAAAAGUUCAACGAUCGCUCCAACUGGAAGAUUCAUCUCCGAGCCCAUACCGGUGAUAAUCUGUUGCGGUGCGCUGUCUGCUUCAAAACAUUCAUUUCUCCUUCGACGUUGAAGUAUCACUUGCGAGCGCACAGAAAAAUAAAGGUUUUCGAGUGUAGGCUUUGUGUGGAGACAACCGAUUCGUACGAUGCGUUAGCAGCACACGUUUCUACUAAGCAUAGCGAUGUUCGGCCUGAAGAUCUCGCCAAAUCCGCUGAAGAUUCUUUUGCAGCUGGAGAUUUUCUGAAGAUUGAAAUGGAAGCAGAUGAGACCACACUGACCGCAGUGUUGCCCUGCAUUACAGAAGCACUGGAAUCGGCCGAAUCGAUAGAAACGCCUCCAAUUCCGGAUCCUCCGGAAGUUACCGCAACUGCGAAGACGACAACGACAGAUUCUGCGGUGUUGGGGAUACCCGGAGAGCUUAAAAUUAAGGAAGAACUUCCCGAUAUGGACGAUGUUGAGAUUAAACAGGAACCGGUGGAGGACGACACUCUGGCGCCGGAUCCAAGCGGGGAAAACCGCGUUCAGAAACAGUUGGAAGCCUUGAUCCCGUCCGCAGAUGAGGAAGCGCCUCCUGUUAUUCUGUUCCGUUGUGACUAUUGCAUGAAAAUCUUCAAAUACUUGUACGAGUUGCGAGUGCAUAUGAAAAUUCAUAACGGCACAAAACUGCCCAUGUUAACCGGCGAGCAGGCGCAUGAUGCUACUCCGGGGACGACGCUGGUGGUACCACCGGAAUCACCACCACCCAAGAGACCCCGUCAUCCAUCGAUAGAUGCCGAUGUGGGUGAAUUGGCUAACGCUCCUCAACCGGAACACAAGUGUAGCAAGUGUGACAAGUGUUUCCGGACGGAGGAUCUGCUUAGGGUACACAUUGAAACGCAUAAAACCGAUGACAAUGUCACGCAAGCGAGAAGCUGUAAGAUGUGCUUCAAAACGUUCAAGUGCGAGCUGAACUUGGCCUCACAUUUGCGCAAACAUCAUCCAUUUGAGGCUUUUCUUGCAGACCAACAGCUACAACAGAUGCAACAACCAGUCGGCUCGGAAGAUGAUAAGCCCGAAUCGCCGUGCAGUAGCAGCAACGAUGGCAAUCAAUCGCAGGGAGAAUCCCCUGAAUCAUCCUCCGGGAACGCCGAAGGUUCGUCGUCUGCCGAUCGUAAGUGCGAAAUUUGUGCGCUUUCCUUCGAUUGUGCGUACUCGCUGGAGAAGCACGUGCUGACUCACUUCAAGAACAAUGAGGCGGUCACGUUUGUGCCAUCGGCCGACCGGCCCUACAAGUGUACCGAGUGCCAUAAGCGAUUCAAGCGGAAGGACUACCUGCUGAUCCACAUACGAACGCAUACUGGCGAACGGCGACACAAAUGUGACAUGUGCUCGAGCGCGUUUGUUCAUCCGUCGAACCUGAUCACACAUCGCAAGCUGCACUCCAACGAACGACCGUUCAAGUGCGAUCUCUGCCCGGCCGCGUUCAAGCUGUUCGCUGGGCUGAAAAUUCAUCGGAAGCGGUGUGCACUCAAGUAUCUGCAGGAGAACAGCGUGACGAUAAAGUAAAACGAAUUCAGUUGGGGGAGAAACGUGUAUUGCAGGAGACGGAUAGAACGGUAAGAUGUGUAUGUUUAACAUAUAUAGUAUACAUAAUACUACUUCCCAAGAUGGUAUCGCGUUUAGUGCUACGUUUUUAGGAUAAGUGUUUUUUUAUUCUACAAACAAUUGUAACAGUGAAUCGUAUGUUAUAUUCUACUCUUGUAUGUAAGACUGUAGGCGUAUGUUUCAAAUAUUUUGAGUAUGUUGUUGAAGUAGUCAACGAUUGACAGGUUCAUGUAGACUAUUUAACCACAUCGUAAGACCUAAUGGUUGCAUGUGACGAAUGAUAGGUUGUUCCUUGAUUGAAUGUAGAGUGUGAAGAUUUAUACACAUCAAAAUUAUAGUUUUGCUAACAGUUCCGUUGCGUUUCACAUCUGUUUCAUUUACGCGAAUCAUUUACUAGGCAGAUUGGGAAAAUAAUAAAGUUGAGGUAUUUUAACAGAGA
Molecule: messenger RNA, 3427 nt
Organism: Toxorhynchites rutilus septentrionalis
Lineage: Eukaryota; Metazoa; Arthropoda; Insecta; Diptera; Culicidae
Product: zinc finger protein 26-like
Exons: 4
Coding region: 127-2949 (940 amino acids)
Cellular component (GO): nucleus
Molecular function (GO): zinc ion binding
Source: RefSeq, a predicted model, not a curated record